GAUUGAGUGAAAGAUCCAGCGCAUCAAAGGAAACUUUAUGGAACUAAAACCUUCAUUAAUUGUAGGAAGAUGGAACUUGUCAUGUUUCCUGUUCUAGCUAUAGCUGCUACUCUCUUUCUACUUGUACUUAAUCAAUCCAUAAAAGCCCUGAAAACCAGAUUCUUACCCAGUCCCAAUCUUCCUCCGGGAAGCCUAGGAUGGCCUCUUAUAGGAGAAACUCCAGCUUUCUUUCAAGCAUCACUUGAAGCAAAACCAGAAAAGUUCAUCAGAGAGAGAAUGGAAAAAUAUGAUUCAAGGGUUUUUAAGACAUCCCUGCUAGGAGAGCCAUCUAUCGUCUUCUGUGGAACUGCAGGGCACAAGUUCAUUUUUAGCAAUGAGAAUAAGCUGGUUAAUCUUUGGUGGCCAAGCUCAAUAAGGAAGCUCUUCAAAUCAAGUUUGGUUAAUUUAGUUGGCGAUGAGGCCAAGAGGAUAAGGAAGAUGCUCAUGACGUUCCUCAGUCCAGAUGCUCUCAAGUCUUUUACAGAGAGGAUAGAUAUGGUCACUCAAGAGCAUAUUAGGAAACAUUGGGAUGGGAAAGAGGAGGUGACUGUGCAUCCAACUAUCAAGUUAUUCACAUUUGAGCUAACUUGCUACUUAUUUGCAAGCAUCAAUGAUCCAGUAUGCAUAUCCAAGCUUAUUACACAAUUCAAUUUGCUUCUCAAAGGGAUACUUUCCUUCCCAAUCAACAUACCUGGGACAAGAUUUUACAGGGCUAUGAAGGCUGCUAAUGUGAUCAGGACGGAGCUCAAAUUGAUUGUUAGACAAAGAAGAGAAGCACUGGAGAAGAAAAUUGUGUCACCCCCACAAGACCUUCUUUCAUAUUUGCUUGUGAACGCAGAUACAAGUGGAAAGUUCCUAUCUGAGAUUGAGAUAAUUGAUAAUAUCCUGCUUUUGCUUUUUGCUGGUCAUGAUACUUCCAGAUCUGCCUUAACAUUACUCAUGAAGUAUCUUGCAGAAAUGCCUCAAGUGUAUGCAAAAGUUCUACAAGAACAUCUUGAUAUUGCAAAGUCCAAAGAGCAAGGGGAGUUUUUGCAUUGGGAAGAUGUACAGAAAAUGAGUUACUCAUGGAGUGUGAUCUCUGAAGUUUUGAGACUCUCUCCACCUGUAACUGGUGCUUAUAGACAGUCUAUAGCAGAUUUCACAUAUGAAGGAUAUACAAUCCCAAAAGGAUGGAAGUUGCAUGUGAGCAUUGGUUCAACACACAAAGAUCCAGCUCUUUUUCCAAAUCCAGAAAAUUUUGAUGCUUCAAGAUUUGAAGGAGGAUCAGGAGCUGCUCCUUAUUCAAUUGUUACCUUUGGAGGGGGACCAAGGAUGUGCAUAGGGUAUGUGUUUGCUCGCCUAGAAAUGCUUGUUUUCCUUCAUAACAUCAUUAGAAGAUUCAAAUGGGAAGUGCUAAUGCCUCAAGAGAGUUUUGGAUAUGAUCCCAUGUUGGCACCAUCACAUGGAUUUCCCCUUCGCCUUAAGCCACUUCAAUCCUAAUUAAGUGUAGGAAAAUCUAUGGCAAACUAGGUAUAUGCAAGAAAAAUCCUUUAAGUCUAAUAUGUUUAUCAAGCAAAUUCCAAUAUACUUAUAUAUGUGCACAUACUUGAUUUGGCGCUUAUUUUA
Molecule: messenger RNA, 1644 nt
Organism: Hevea brasiliensis (rubber tree)
Lineage: Eukaryota; Viridiplantae; Streptophyta; Magnoliopsida; Malpighiales; Euphorbiaceae
Product: beta-amyrin 28-monooxygenase
Exons: 5
Coding region: 70-1518 (482 amino acids)
Biological process (GO): sterol metabolic process
Molecular function (GO): heme binding; oxidoreductase activity, acting on paired donors, with incorporation or reduction of molecular oxygen; iron ion binding
Source: RefSeq, a predicted model, not a curated record